AUGUCGGAUCCUCCUUCUCGCAUUCGUUCUAUCCUCAGUCAUCUUCGUCCUCAUCCAGCAGCGCCUGUCAACUAUCACACACUAUCCCCUACAACAUUUCUUGAGCGCGCUGCUGCCAUUGAGCCUGAUGCUGAAGCCAUCUUCCACAUCACUGUGAAUGGAGCUGUACUGCGUCGCUCCUAUGCCGAGUUUGCUGAUCGCGCUCGUGGCCUGGCUUACUAUCUCCUCAAGCACGGCUAUCGGCGCGUAGGCGUCCUCGCUCCCAACACGCCUGCUUUCCUCGAGUCCAUCUACGGCAUCGUUGCGGCAGGCGCUGUUAUUGUUCCAGCAAACUACCGUCUAAAACAAGAAGACAUCGCCUACAUCUUCGACUUUGCUGAAGUGGAUUGCAUUAUUGUUGACAAUGAGUUUGUUGGCUUGCUUGAUGCGUACAAGGAGAAGCACGAGAAUGUGCCCUUGAUUGUUGAUAUGGUUGAUUUUCUCCCCCACGAACAGGCAGAAGCUUGUUUUAAGGCUGUUGCUAACCUUGCUUAUCAGGAUAAUGAUGCUACUGUGGGUCAAUUGUCUGGUCCUUUUGAUGAUGCCGUUCUCGAGGGCUUGAAACAUGAUAUCGCCCAAGGAAGCCAAGGCUGGGCGGGCCUUCAUUCUCAGGCCCGGAGCGAGGACGACAUGCUUGCCAUUCCCUUUACUUCAGGGACAACUUCAAAGCCUAAGGGUGUCGUCUACACACAUCGGGGUUCUUACCUCGCCGCCAUGGCCAACAUUGUCGAGUCAGGCCUAAAUAUUGGGCGUUGCAAAUACCUAUGGACCCUACCAAUGUUCCAUGCAGUAGGAUGGACCUUCCCCUGGGCCGUCGUUGCAGUGCGUGGCACCAACGUCUGUCUUAGAAAGAUCGAUUAUCCUCUCAUCUGGAAGCUACUGAAGGAAGAAGGUAUCACACAUUUCAAUGCGGCCCCCACAGUCAAUACGUUACUGGUAGCGGCCAAGGAAGCUGAAAAACUACCACAUGAGGUCAAAGUCACGGUGGCUGCUAGCCCCCCAACAGGAUACCUUUUUGAACAAAUGACAAAACUAAAUCUUAUCCCUGUCCAUGUUUACGGAAUGACAGAAAAAUACGCAAAAAUGUCCCGGCAAGGACAUGGCUUCAUAACCAGUCUACCAAUCCGCAUCAUCAAGCCAGACCAGCCGCAAGGGGUUCUUAUCGAUGUUGCGAAGGAUGGCAAGGAGAUUGGCGAAAUUGUCUUUAUGGGAAACAUCUGCGCCAAAGAAUACUACAAGGAUCCCGCAGCUACACGGGAACUUUUUGCAGGAGGCGUUCUUCACUCGGGUGACUUAGCAGUGUGGCACCCAGAUGGCAGUGCUCAGAUCCAAGACCGCGCGAAGGACAUUAUCAUCUCUGGAGGCGAGAACAUCUCGUCCGUUGCUCUUGAGAGCAUGUUGGCCCAGCACCCAGAUAUUCUUGAGGCUGGUGCUGUCGCCGUUCCGGAUUCUCACUGGGGUGAGAGGCCGAAGGUCUAUGUCACAGUCAAGGAUGGCAAGAGCGUAACUGGAGAUGAGAUUAUUCAGUGGGCCAAACAUCAAAGUGACAUUAGCAGGUUUAUGGUUCCCAGAGAGGUAGAGAUCGUGGACGAGCUACCCAAGACCAGCACUGGCAAGAUCAAGAAGAACGUGCUUAGAGAGUGGGCUAAGCAUGGGAGGACAUAGGGCUCUUUACCGAGGUUAUGAGCAUCUGGCACAUCCAUGUUCCCAUCAGCACUAUUGUAUAUAUCCCGAGUUGUAUAUCUAGCGUUCUAGGACAGUCCAUCGAAUCUUACAGACAUGCGUCUGCAUACUA
This is a messenger RNA of Fusarium graminearum PH-1, 1834 nucleotides long. RefSeq lists its product as uncharacterized. NCBI's taxonomy places the organism in Eukaryota, Fungi, Ascomycota, Sordariomycetes, Hypocreales, Nectriaceae. The record is from RefSeq and is a predicted model, not a curated record. The transcript is spliced from 4 exons. Bases 1 to 1704 code for a protein of 567 amino acids.